Molecule: messenger RNA, 4355 nt
Organism: Meleagris gallopavo (turkey)
Lineage: Eukaryota; Metazoa; Chordata; Aves; Galliformes; Phasianidae
Source: RefSeq, a predicted model, not a curated record
AUGAGGCUCUCAACCGGCUCUUUCCCACUCCGUGCCCACUGCCAUGGAAGAGCACUGGAUGUUCACGGUGGACAGGAGGAGAACCAGGCUGCUUCCCUGCACUUAAGAGCAAAUUUCGGCACAGGCUUCCCACCACCCCGGAGGCAUCAGGGACGCCGUGCCCGCCAUCACCCUGCUCUCGUAUUUCCGCAGUCGCCCGCACGGCCCUGGGCUCAUGGGUGGCACCUCCGUAUCCGCAACAACAGAAACAACGCGGCGUUAGUUCUGAGGAAGAAAAAAGAGGAAGGCGGGGAGCGAUUCCGCAAGCGGCGGCAGGAGCGGGAACUGUACUCCAAGGAGAGGUUUUCACUGCUGCUUCUUAACCUGGAAGAAUAUUACUUUGAACAACACAGAGCUAGUCAUAUCAUAAAUAAAGGUUGCAGAGAUGAAAGGAAAAUAAGAGGUUCCCUAAAAAUCUGUUCAAAGUCAAUCAUUUUUGAACCGGAUGAGAAUCUGCAACCCAUUAUUAAGAUACCAUUGAGAGACUGCGGUAGUAUAAAAGCACCAGAAGACAGCGAAGCAAACAACCCAUUGUUACGGGAAACAUCUGGAGGGAUUUCUGUUGUAUGUAAUCAGGUUUUUCUCAUUAAAGAAAGAAAUGUUAUUGCACCCUAUAAAACAGUAAGAGGUAAAACAGAACACCUAUUCCAACUGGAUGUAGCUGGGAAACUAGGAGAUGUUGUGCAAACUCUGCAUCAGCUCUACAGGGCUUCUUGUCUAGAUAAGAUGGGAGAUCAAGCUGCCAUGAUAACUGCUAUACUGCAAUCCCGUUUGGCUAGAACUUCAUUUGAUAAAAACAGAUUUCAAAGCAUUUCUGAAACGCUGCGUAUGGAAUGUAAAGCAGAAAUGGUGACACCACUGGUGACUAAUCCAGGGCAUGUGUGUGUUACUGAUGCUAACUUGUACUUCCAGCCUCUAAAUGGAUAUCCUAAACCAGUAGUACAAAUAACACUGCAGAAUGUACGCCGCAUCUAUAAAAGAAGACAUGGUCUAAUGCCACUGGGACUCGAAGUAUUUUGCACAGAAAAUGAUAUAUGUUCUGACAUCUAUUUGAAAUUCUACAAUUGUCAAGAUCGAGAUGAGCUCUAUUACCUUAUUGCAACAUACAUAGAAAAUCAUAUUACGGAGCAUACAGCUGAGAGUUACAUGUUGCAGUGGCAGCGAGGGCAUAUAUCAAACUACCAGUAUCUGCUUCAUCUCAACAAUCUGGCUGAUAGGAGCUGCAAUGAUCUCUCCCAGUAUCCUGUAUUUCCCUGGAUCAUAGCAGACUACUCUAGUGCAGAAUUAGAUCUGACAAAACCUGAAACAUUCCGUGACCUUAGUAAACCGAUUGGUGCCCUGAAUAAAGAGAGACUGGAGAGAUUAUUGACACGUUAUGAGGAAAUGCCAGAACCUAAGUUUAUGUAUGGGAGCCACUAUUCAUCCCCGGGUUAUGUUUUGUUUUAUCUUGUUAGAGUUGCUCCAGAAUACAUGCUCUGUCUGCAGAAUGGAAAGUUUGAUCAUGCUGACAGAAUGUUCAACAGUGUUGCAGAAACCUGGAAAAACUGUUUGGAUGGCGCAACAGAUUUCAAAGAGUUGAUUCCAGAAUUUUAUGAAAACGAUUCUAACUUUCUAGUAAACAGCUUGAAAUUGGAUUUGGGAAAAAGACAGGGUGGAAAGACUGUUGAAGAUGUAGAGCUUCCCCCCUGGGCAUCAGGUCCUGAUGACUUUCUUCAGAAGAGCCAGGAGGCUUUAGAAAGUCAGUACGUUUCAGAGCAUCUUCAUGAGUGGAUUGACCUUGUAUUUGGCUGCAAACAAAAAGGAAGUAAAGCUGUUACAGCUUGCAAUGUGUUUCAUCCAUUAACUUAUGAAGGAGGAGUGGAUUUAAACAGCAUUAUGGACCCCAAUGAAAAAGUAGCUUUGCUGACGCAAAUCUUGGAGUUUGGGCAGACACCAAAACAGUUGUUUACAACUCCUCAUCCUCAACGGAUAAUGCCAAAAAGCUCCUCUAGAACAUCUAGUCACAGUGUUUCCAUAAGUGAAUCUCCAGUAUCUCCAAAUGAAGAAUCAUUUGAAGAUUUGACAGAAGAAAGCAUUACGCUUGCUUGGAACAAUAUUUCUAAACUAAGACAAGAUGAACAAUAUAAAAUUCACAAAGAGGCAAUUACUGGAAUAGCAGUCACCUGCAAUGGGUCUUCUGUUUUCACCACAUCCCAAGACUCAACUUUGAAGAUGUUUUCCAAAGAAUCAAAAACACUCCAAAGAAGUGUGUCCUUUUCAAACAUGGCUUUGUCAUCUUGUAUCAUCUUACCAGGAGAUAGCACUGUUAUAAGUUCUUCAUGGGACAAUAAUAUAUAUUUUUAUUCAAUUGCGUUUGGAAGACGGCAGGACAUCUUAAUGGGACACGAUGAUGCUGUCAGUAAGAUUUGUUGGCAAGAUGGGUGUUUAUAUUCUGCAUCUUGGGAUUCCACUGUAAAGGUGUGGAAAUGCGUACCCGGAGAGACAUCGAGCAAUAAAAGAAACUGUUUCGAAUUGCUUGCAGAGUUAGAGCAUGAUGUUAGUGUAAAUAUGAUCGACCUUACUGCUUCAAACACUAUACUAGCAUCUGGAACCAAAGAGGGUACCAUUAGUGUUUGGGAUGUUACCACAGCAACAGUGUUACACCAGUUGCCUUGUCAUUCUGGUACUGUGUUCGAUGCUGCUUUUAGUCCCGACGGCAGACAUCUACUCAGUGCGGGAGAAGACUGUUGUUUUAAAGUAAUAGAUGUACAGACUGGAAUGCUUAUAUCUUCUGUGACUGCUGAUGAGCCACAAAGGUGCUUCAGGUGGGAUGGAAAUACUGUCUUGUCAGGAAGUCAAUCUGGUGAAUUACUGACUUGGGACCUCCUUAGUGGAAAAGUCACUGAACGAAUCAAAGGACAUGCAGGUGCUGUAACCUCCAUGUGGAUGAAUGAACAAUGCAACAGUGUUAUUACUGGAGGGGAAGACAAACAAAUUAUAUUCUGGAAACUGCAAUACUAAGUGCCUUUCCCUCCAGCUGUUUAAAUGAACUCUUUCAUUUUAAACCAAACCUUUUAAAGGAAUUUAAUUGUGUGCAAUGAUGGCUGCUGAAGUUCAACCAGAAAAGCAGCUUUGUUCAACCACAACUUUCUGGUGACUUCACUGAGAGCUCUCAACUUCCAUAAUGUAUGCAUUGGGUUUUCAUAAAUUACCAAAAAUGCUUUGUCUAAUAAUCCGAGAUGACAUUAAAGACCUAUUUUUCUGUAACUGAAGAGCUCCUAACUUGUAGUUAGUGUUGUAGUGUGUUGUCUGAACCAUUUCUAAAGCAGCAGCAGUUGCAUUCUUUAAGAGAUUUAAGAUACUUGCAACAUGACAAUGUGUGUACAUCUCCCUUCCUAGCAAAGAUGCAUAUGAUGGUAAAUAUGCUUCGAACACUUACAGCUUAGGCAGUAAGUUGGUCUGAACAGGGGUCUACUAUGUAGUCUCCAACUGUGGUUACCUGCGAAGGCAGAGAAAAGUCAGAGAGCAUAUAAGGCUGAAAACCACAACCUUAAUGCAUUAGUCUGAAGGGGAGCCAAGGAUAAUCAUGAGCCCUUACUGUGGAGAAGUUUGAUAUUGACAUAUUAUACAUAUACCAGUCUUCCCCUAAUACUGUAAUAUCUUACUUUUCAUACCUUGUAUCUGUUCUGUUACUAUUUUUGUCUUCCUCACCUUGUUUUAUUUGGGGUUCGCAGCUUCCUUCAACUCUAAUACAACAUUCAAGUUUCAGCCCAAAGAUUCUCAAGUACAGAUAUAACUUGUGAGUUUAUGUAAGCCCUUGUUACUGUAACCCAGGGGUAAAAAGUGGUGCUGUACUGGGCUUAUUUUUCCCUGUAGAACUUAAGAAUACUCUUCCCUGCAAGGGGCUACUGUGAGGUUAAAGACUUCAAAUACUAGCCCUUAGGGGCAUAUUACAGUAACAGCCACCUGUGGUUCUGGUCCCUCAGUCCAACCCAAGAAGCGUGUUUUUUAAUGGUAUUCUUUAUUGGUGAUGUUAAACUGCCUUGUCAAUGUGUCCAGGACACAUUCCUAGAAUUUAUAUUCCAUCACUCCUUUGAGUCUGUUUCUAGCCAUACUGCCUGGAUUUCAAAGAUUUCAGGGAGCAGCUGUUUCCUUGACAUUAUAUAAUUAUUAUUACAGUUGUUUCAUGAUUAAGUUCCUCCUUUUUUAUUACAACAACAUGUUAAGCUUGCUUCAGCUACAUGAAGCUUUUGCUACAUGCGCCUUCAGUAUGUAACUGAUAAGCCAUAUACUGUACCUUCUGUUACCAGAUUUGCUUAACCUUGCCUUAAAAUGUU